AUGUCGGCUUUACGAGAUGAGCAGAUUCAAGAGGCCCAGAGUGCUUUCAACGCCUUGAUCACGCGAGAGAACCUUCAUCCUGAUGAUCACGCGGCGCUCCUCCGCUUCUUGCAGCACAAGAUGUCCAUGAAUCUGAAUACAGACGAAGUUCGCGAUCCUAUCCCUGACCAACUCAACCGCAUCCGACUAGUAUACCAGACAAAAAAGAAUUUACAGAAGAAAUUUGGAGACAGCUUCGUGUUCACCCACCUCCACCAGAUCGGAAUCCUCCUGUUUGGGAGGACAUUCACCCGAAUCGAUUAUCAUGAUUCAAGGGAUAAUCUGGCACUUCUUGAACCAUUGCUUGCGAGAUUUCUCCAGAGAAGUACCGCCAUCCCUCCCGAUGUGAUAUUUCCAAACCCUCCUCCGCCUGGAGCGAAGGAAGCCAGUCGAAACAAGACUGAAAGUAAAGAUGCCCUAGAACGCGACGGAAAACGAUGUCUGGUCACCAAUGCGAUCGAACCUGAUGUCUGCCACAUCAUCCCUUUCGGCUUGAACAGCAACCCCGCGACGGAACCCGGUUGCCGAUUGAUCUACGGGAAAAUGCUUCGACACAUCCUACCUCCGCAAGACGCUAAGGACCUCCUCUUUGAGCUGCUUUUCCCCAACGACGAGGAUGGCGAACCUGUUCUCGCGUCUUCGGACAAAAAAUACAACAUGUUGACCCUAUCUACCCAAGUUCGUCGCUAUUGGAACAAUUGUUUCUUCGCUUUUAAGUGGGUGGGGGUCUUGAAUCCCGGUCUCAAUGAGGAGACACGGACUGUCCAACUAGAAUUUCGAUGGAUGCCUAGAAGCAUUGCCACUGCCUUGGGUGACGAAGGGCUCGACAAGCCCAAGCCGGAAGACGCCCACAAGGGUAACGCCUUUCGUCCGGUCAGAACUGACAUAAUGACACCUGAAAGGAUGUCUGAGAUCAUCAGUGAUUGCAAUAACAGCUCAUCCCUCACAUCAACAGUGCAACCACAGUACCAGCAGCCUACUGGAGAGUACCCGACCCUCGUUGAUCAUGAUUCCUUGCUUCCCAUCAAAUCAGGAUAUAUCAUUAAUGUAGAUGGAGUCAAAACUGAGGAUGUCCCGAAGAUGAAGCUGGCAAUCGAUCUGCAAUACGUGCUUAUUCGGCUCGGCGGGCUGUCUGGAGCUGCCGACGCCAUUGAGUCUCUGGACCCGCGAGUGCCCCCUCAAAGCAGUAUUCUGUACGAUGCUGAUACUGACACUGUAUCGUGGGAGUAUGAAAGCCCCUUUCCGGAACUGGGAGUGCUAGGUGACGAGGGGGGAGAGGAGGAGGGAGAGGAGGAGGGAGGGGAGGAGGGACCCUCCGCUGUGACAUUUACUCUAGCCCGCAGGGAAGGAGCCCAAGAAAACCAAGGCUAG
Clonostachys solani is the source of this 1410-nucleotide messenger RNA. Lineage: Eukaryota; Fungi; Ascomycota; Sordariomycetes; Hypocreales; Bionectriaceae. The record is from the annotation of a GenBank genome assembly.